Pangasianodon hypophthalmus (striped catfish) is the source of this 2170-nucleotide messenger RNA. It is a transcript of the gene wdr32, whose product is annotated as WD repeat domain 32. The transcript has 8 exons. Gene Ontology annotation, cellular component: Cul4-RING E3 ubiquitin ligase complex. The record is from RefSeq and is a predicted model, not a curated record. NCBI's taxonomy places the organism in Eukaryota, Metazoa, Chordata, Actinopteri, Siluriformes, Pangasiidae. The coding region runs from base 430 to 1965 and encodes 511 amino acids. Gene Ontology annotation, molecular function: protein binding.
CAACAGGAGAGUAGGCUGAUGGAGAAGGGUUGAGCAGUUACAGCAGUCAUGUUGUAGUUGCUUCAGCAUCAGGCUCGGCAUAUUUAUGUCAGACUUGGUGGAUGUGGAAAUGCAUACGAUUUAGCAAAGUCGGGUGCUGCAGUUGCAGUUCUUCCAGUGACAACUUCAACUACCUGCCAAUGGCGCCUUUAACAAGCUCCAACUGAGAAAGGAACCGGAAAUACGUCAUUUGUUGUCUACGCGUACUCGCGUCGGUUCGGUUGUUUGCAUUAAUGGGAGCUUUUUGGUGUUUGUAGUUUUAGCUCUAGUGCUUGUCUGUCCGGUGCUAACUCACAGCAAGCGGUCGGACAGUAAAGCAGAGGUCGUGAGUCGGCCGGUUUGUCCGUUUGUUUAGUUCAAAACGGAGCCGCCGAGCGCGACACUGCCAUUAUGAGCUCGGGCCAACCGAGCGACAGCAGCGAACCAGAGGAAGCUCGGCUUACCCGCGACUCCGACGAACUGUUCCGAGAGGACGAGAGCGAGGAAGAGGAGGAGGAGGAAGAAGAGGAUGUCCGCUCGAGACCGUCGUCUCCGGAGAGUAGGCGCGAGAAUUCCCGAGCUAAGGCUAGCUCGCGGCCUGAAUCAGCGGCGGACGGCGGAGCUCCGAGCCCCGGCUUCAGGACCUCCAGUGCGCGCGAGUCGCUCUUCUCAUGGCUGCGGAACCGGAGCGUGCGCAGAGGGCCGCUUGUGGAUCCGGCCCGGGAUAACUUUCGGACUAUGACUCGCCUUUAUUCAUCCAUGAGCCCCGCCACGGACUCGGUGAACCUCAGCACCCAAACUCACGGUGCCGUGUUUAACCUGGAGUACUCCCCGGACGGGUCGGUGCUGACUGUGGCCUGUGAGCAGACAGAAGUGCUGCUGUUCGAUCCUGUUUCCUCCAGACACAUCAAAACGCUGGUGGAGGCUCAUGAGGACUGCGUGAACAACAUCAGGUUUCUGGAUAACCGGUUGUUUGCCACCUGUUCUGAUGACACCACCAUUGCAUUGUGGGACUUGAGAAAGCUGAACUCAAAGGUGUGUUCAUUGCACGGCCAUGCUAGCUGGGUGAAGAAUAUCGAGUAUGACACACACACGCGCUUGCUUGUUACGUCUGGCUUUGAUGGAAAUGUCAUCACCUGGGACACCAACAGGUUCACAGAAGACGGCUGUCCCCAUAAGAAGUUCUUUCACACGCGCUAUCUGAUGCGGAUGCGUCUAACGCCGGACUGCAGUAAGAUGCUCAUCUCCACCUCCUCUGGUUACCUGCUCAUCUUGCAUGACCUUGACCUCACCCAGAGCCUAGAGGUCGGCAGCUACCGCAUCCUACGGGCGCGACGUGCCCCACUCAGCACUGAAGGUUCUUCAACAGGCUCCAGGACGUCAGGCUCUCGCCAUGGCAAUGACAGCAAAGCCCAUCCUCAUAGAGAGGGUUUGUCUCCUAGGAACAGUCUGGAAGUUUUGACCCCAGAGAUCCCAGGUGAGAGGGACCGGGGGAACUGCAUCACUUCACUGCAGCUGCACCCCAAAGGCUGGGCCACACUCCUGCGCUGCUCCAGCAACAUGGAUGACCAGGAGUGGACGUGUGUGUACGAGUUUCAGGAAGGAGCUCCUCCUCGGCUGCCGGUCUCACCUCGCUGCUCUCUGCGGCUCACGCACUACAUUGAGGAGGCCAACGUGGGCCGUGGCUACAUCAAGGAGCUGUGCUUCAGCCCGGACGGUCGCCUUAUCUGCUCUCCAUACGGUUACGGCGUGCGUCUGCUGGCCUUUGACGAGCGCUGCGGGGAGCUUGAGGAGUGUGUGCCUGAGCGUACGGCGCUGCUGCGUGAGGUUCGCUCAAUCUACUCUCACAGUGACGUGGUGCUCACCUCCAAGUUCUCGCCCACACACUGUCAGCUGGCCUCAGGCUGCCUCAGCGGACGUGUAGCACUCUACCAACCCCACUUUUAACACACACAAACACACAGUUUUCUGGCAGGUUGACCCUUAGAGGGGUUCGUGUUCACAGUGUCAAGAUGUGACUGCAGGUUUGUGUAAAUGAUUCGAGUGUUUUUACAGCAGUUUGUUUUGUGUUCUUUAAACUGUGUAAUCUCUACAAUUUUUUGAAUGUACAUGUGCAGUAAUGAGAGAAAUAGCCAUUAAACGGUUUUCAGAG